GAGACGGACGUAAACAAACCCUCCAAGCUCCAAGAAGGCCUCGUGUUGUGGGACCGUAAACACGUGCGAGGAAGGAGGACGGGAGAGUGUGUAUUUAUUACAAGAAAUAAUAAAAAUAAUUCAAGAUGGUGGCCAAAAGGAGGAAGUCGAAGAAGAUGACCCUCAAAAAGAAAUACAUGAUUGAGAAAAAGGUGCGAGCUCACAAGAAGAAGCAGAAGAAGAUCCAGAGGAAACAGCCAGAGCUCUUAAAAAAAAAGCCCAAAGACCCAGGUGUACCCAAGACCCUCCCCUUCUAUGACAAGAUCAUCGAGGAGGCCAGGCAAGCCAAGGAGGCUAAGCUGCAGCAAAUUAAGGAGAACCAGGAGCGCAGGAAGGAACUGAAGGCCAAGAUGCUUGCUAAUACGAGGAGUGCUGAGUCUAUUAACGAGAUGAUCCAGACGGCCGAGAAGCGUGGGGCGGAGUUUGAGGAGAGGAUGGCCGCAGAGUCCAGUGCACAGGGCAGCCUCACAGAUCGCUCGGCCAAGGCAUAUUACAAGGAGUUCAAGAAGGUGGUGGAAGCAGCCGAUGUCAUCUUAGAGGUCCUUGACGCCCGUGACCCCCUGGGAUCCAGAGUGCCCCAGAUGGAGGCCUCUGUCACAUGCCAUGCCAACAAGAAGCUGGUGCUGGUGUUGAACAAGGCCGAUCUGGUGCCCAGAGACGUCUUGGAGAAGUGGCUCCAGUACCUGCGUCGCGAAUAUCCCACAGUCCUGUUCAAGUCCAGUACACAGACACAGGGUUCGCACUUGGGACAGAAUGCAGCUAGUACAUCGUCCAAGGUUCUGAAAGUAACAGAUGACCUGAUGACAUCGUCCAAGGCCCUCGGUGCAGAGGUACUCAUGCAGCUGCUGAAGAAUUACUGCCGCAACAAGGACAUCAAGACCGCCAUCACAGUUGGGGUCGUAGGUCUGCCAAAUGUGGGGAAGAGCAGUCUGAUCAACAGCUUGAAGCGUAGCAAGGCAUGUGGCGUUGGGGCGACUCCAGGCUUUACCAAGACACUCCAGCAGGUGCAACUCGACUCCAAAGUCCAGCUGAUCGACUGCCCGGGUAUUAUCCUGCCAGGGGGCGACACCACAGACGCGAAUGCUGCCCUGAGGAAUGCCGUGAAGUUGGAACAGCUGGAUGACCCAAUCACCCCCGUGGAGGCUAUCUUUGCACGCGCCCAGAAGAGCCAGCUCAUGGUCCAUUACCGUCUACCAGAAUUCCAGACUGUUGUCCAGUUCCUCACACUGCUGGCAAAGCGUCAUGGAAAGUUGAAGAAGGGAGGCAUCCCAGACAGAGCAUUGGCCGCUCGCAAAGUUCUGCAUGAUUGGAAUAUUGGUGCAAUCAAAUACUACACACAGCCUCCAGAUAUAGACAAUGCGCAGGUUGGGGCAGCAUUGGUAUCACAGCUGGGCAAGGAGUUUGACAUGGAAAGUCUCUCAGCUGCAGAGGGCACUUUCAUGGACACCCUGCCAUUCUAUAGGCCCUCACAGACCAUGGCAGUCCAAUCAGCUGGUCCCCUCAUGGAGAUUAGGGAGCAAGAGGAGAUGGAGUCUGGGAGCGAGGAUGAGGCUGAGGAUGAGGAGGAAGAGAUGGAAAUGGAGACUGAGGAGGCUGGAACCGAGCUUGCUGGUGUGCUUCCCAAAGACGUACAUAUCAACAUGGACACAAAAUCAAACGACGACCAGGCUGUUGCCGAAAAGAGGCCCCGCUGGGAGAACCCCAUGCAGGCCUUCGACCCCGAGACCAUGUCCCUCAAAAAGUACCAGAAGAAGGCACAGAAGAAGCACCGCAAGGAGACCAGCCGCAACAUCAAGAGAGCAGAUGAUCUCACCAACAUGUUCCAGAACUUCACAGGCAUGAAGGAAGACGAAGACGACUACGACUUCAAUGAAUACUUCAAGUGAUCCUUCUGAGAGACUGAGAAAGGUUGCGAGAUUGUGUAAAUGUGUGAGGAUGAGGAUGAUGGAUGGAUAUGUGUGAUAACUUACAUAAUAUACUAUUACUCAUUUUUUUUUUCUUUUGAAAUGGAUGUAAAAUAAUAAAACAGUUAAUGGUUUGUU
Messenger RNA from Penaeus indicus, 2081 nucleotides. RefSeq names its product guanine nucleotide-binding protein-like 3 homolog (gene Ns1). The coding region runs from base 126 to 1925 and encodes 599 amino acids. Gene Ontology annotation, cellular component: nucleolus. The transcript is spliced from 10 exons. Lineage: Eukaryota; Metazoa; Arthropoda; Malacostraca; Decapoda; Penaeidae. Gene Ontology annotation, molecular function: GTP binding. The record is from RefSeq and is a predicted model, not a curated record.